Molecule: messenger RNA, 2487 nt
Organism: Plectropomus leopardus (leopard coralgrouper)
Lineage: Eukaryota; Metazoa; Chordata; Actinopteri; Perciformes; Serranidae
Product: acyl-CoA dehydrogenase family member 11
Molecular function (GO): acyl-CoA dehydrogenase activity
Source: RefSeq, a predicted model, not a curated record
UGAUUGAUUUCUCGUACGUUUUUUGAUGCUCAUGAGUUUUACAUGCAGGCGAUUGAAUAUUAUUAAAGUAGCUAUCGAUGGAAAACGACCAAAAGCGCCAAGGACACGGAUAUAGAAAUAGAAAAGCCUGAUACAUGUUAGCUAACGUUAACUUGCCAAUUUGUAGCUGUUGCAGAGCUCGGUUCACUUCAGGUUUCUCUUCAGUUAGAUGAAGGCCUAAAUUAAUAAUCUUGUUGACAGUUUAUUGACUGGAUUAACCAUUAGGCUGUAAUUAAAUCAAAAUGAAAUACUGACAAGCUAAUAUCUGCACAAAAAGGAUAGUACUGAGUACUGUGAACUUUGACCCACUUUGGUGAUCCUCAGUCAGGACGUUAGCUGCAGGUGUUGAGCCAUGUCACUGUGCUCAGCCCUACUGAGCAGACGUGUAGCUGGAGGCUGCUGCAGGGUGUUGUGUGGCGCUCCAAGACCUCUCAUCCACAUCAGAUCAGCCAGUGCAGCUGAGCCAGGCACAAGAAGAUCUGAUGAAGAUCAGCUCUGGGAGGCAGCAGGCUCUCUGCCGUUCUCCAGAGCCAAGAUAGGAUCUUUCUUUCAAGAAAGGCCAGUGCUGAAGAACCCAUUUCUAGAAGAUGCCUUGCUCAGAGGAUACCUGAGGAGACACGUGCCCCAAGAGGCAGUUUUCUCAGACUUGUGUGCAUUUGGAGAGCGAGUGGCAAAUGAGGUGGACGAGUGGGGCCGAGAGUGCGAGGUUUCUCCUCCACGGUUGCUGCACUUUGACCCGUGGGGUCGCAGAGUGGAUCACAUCGUGACCUCCUCAGCUUGGAAACGUAUGAAAGACCUGUCGGCACAGGAAGGGCUGGUUGCCAUUGGCUAUGAGAGGUCAUUUGGAGAGUGGAGUCGUGUGUACCAAAUGAGCAAGUUGUACAUCUUCUCUCCCUCCUCUGGACUCUACACCUGUCCUCUGGCCAUGACUGACGGAGCUGCUAAAGUCAUCCAGUCCAUAGGUGUUUCGUGGCCAGUAGAUGAAGCCUACAGUCAUUUGACCACCCGUCAGCCUGAUCUUUUCUGGACGUCUGGACAGUGGAUGACAGAAAGACAGGGAGGAUCUGACGUUGCCAGUGGCACAGAGACAGUUGCUGUUCCCCAGACAGACAGUUCAUACAGACUACAUGGUUUCAAGUGGUUCACAUCCGCAACAGACGCAGACAUGACUCUCACGCUGGCCAGAGUGCAGGACAGAACAGGAGCAACCACUCCGGGCAGCAGGGGUUUGUCUUUGUUUUACGCAGAGGUGAGUAGAGAUGACGAUGGCCGGCUGAAGGGUAUAGAGGUUCAGAGACUGAAGGACAAGCUGGGCACAAGACAGAUGCCGACUGCUGAGUUACUGCUGGACGGCCUGCCGGCACACAGGCUAUCAGAGGAAGGGAGAGGAGUAGCCUCCAUAGCUAACAUGCUGACGAUAACCCGCAUCCACAACAGCGUCUCUGCAGCAGCUGCAAUGAGAAGGGUGGUCCAGCUAGCUCGUGACUAUGCCACUCGCCGCACUGCCUUUGGAAAGCUUCUUAAAGACCACCCGCUGCACAUGCAGACUCUGGCAAGGAUGGAGGUGGAGACUCGUGGAGCGUUCCUUCUUGUGAUGGAUGUGUGUCGUCUGUUGGGCCGAGAAGAAAGCGGCAUGGCGACGCAGCUUGAUGCACACCUGCUGCGUUUGCUCACUCCUGUGGUCAAACUGUACACUGGGAAGCAGGCGGUGGCUGUGGUGUCGGAGGGUUUGGAAAGCUUCGGUGGACAGGGCUACAUCGAGGAUACUGGUCUGCCUGGUCUACUUCGUGAUGCUCAGGUGUUGAGCAUAUGGGAAGGUACCACAAAUGUUCUGUCUCUUGAUGUGCUGCGCUGUGUGGCGCGUAGCUCAGGAAUGGUUCUUCAUGCCUACUUCACCCAUGUCAAGUCCCUGCUUGCAGGUGCAUCAGGUGUUUCCUCAUUGGCCCCGGCAGUGAAAGCAGUAAAUGGUGCUCUGUCUGAAUUGGAGGACUUUGUUCGGUUGGCAGCUACGAGAGCACCUGGUUACCUGGAACUAGCAGCCAGAGACAUGGCGUACAGCCUGGCUCGCAUUUACAUAGGUGCCCUUCUCAUCGAUCAUGCAUGUUGGAAAGGAGCCUCUUCAUCCGACACCUAUGCAGCUCUCAGGUGGUGUGAACAAGACCUGUGUCCUAUGGCGACUAGACAAGCAAGAGGCUGCUAUGAUUCCAGCACAGCGCCACUUGAUGCUGCGUUGGUGUAUGACCGGCCGACCCAAGACUGAAUGUUCACUGAUAAUGGAUUUAACGGACUCUAAUUCUGUGGCACAUCUAAUUACUGUAUUCCCACUUUAUUUACCUUUUUUUUCCUAAUUAUGUAGAUGACCAUAUUAAAAUCCACUACUGUAUAAGCACAGAAAUCAAACACAAUUCAAUUCUCAAUCAAAAUUCAAAUACAGUGUAGUUCACUCUA